Striga hermonthica is the source of this 1338-nucleotide messenger RNA. NCBI's taxonomy places the organism in Eukaryota, Viridiplantae, Streptophyta, Magnoliopsida, Lamiales, Orobanchaceae. The record is from the annotation of a GenBank genome assembly.
AUGAAGAAAUUUGGGUCUGAACAGAGUAUUUACAUAGACAGUGAGGAAGAAGAUGAGAAAGUUGAAGCUAAUGAAGCUGGGAAUGAGUCUGAUUAUUCAAACUACUCUAGUGAUAAUGAUGAUAAUGGCGAUCAAAGGCAGACAAAGCCCAGUUCUCUCAAUCCCUCUUGGCCCCAAAGUUACAGGCAAUCGAUCGAUCUAUACAGUAGUGUCCCAUCUCCAAGUCUGAACUUUCUUGGUACGCCAACAUUAUCACGUUUAGGUAGCUCUUUCCUUUCAUCGACCCUUACAAGGAGACACACUCCCGAAAUAUUACCUUCUUUGAGUAAGCCUCUGUUAGAGGAGGAGAAGCCUAAGGAAAGACGAAGCUCGCAUUAUCUUUUGCCACCUAUACCCUCGAGAGUAAAGAAAGUUGACGAGGAGGGUAAAGCCUCGGAUGCUCACGGGCUCCCGAUUUCUCGCCAGUGUUCGUAUGGCCAAGCCGUCUUAAAUGGCAUAAAUGUCCUAUGUGGAGUUGGAAUCCUUUCGACUCCUUAUGCUGUUCAACAAGGAGGCUGGUUUGGGCUAUCAAUACUCUUCAUAUUUGCUUUACUUUCUUAUUACACUGGGAUUCUCCUAAGGUACUGUUUGGACAGUCAACCGGGUCUUGAGACUUAUCCAGACAUUGGUCAGGCAGCGUUUGGUACUGUAGGACGCCUCGCCAUAUCCAUAAUUUUGUACGUUGAGCUAUAUGCUUGCUGCAUUGAAUAUAUUAUAUUGGAGAGUGAUAACCUGUCGUCACUAUUCCCAAACGCGCAUUUAAAUUUGGGAUUGAUGGACUUGGACUCUCACCAUCUUUUUGCUGUGAUAAUUGCACUGGCUGUUCUUCCCACUGUAUAUUUACGGAACAUGAGUAUUCUCAGCUACAUAUCUGCGGGAGGAGUUAUUGCAUCAAUCUUAGUGGUCGCUUGUCUGUUUUGGGUCGGGUUAGUGGAUCAAGUCGGGUUUGAGACAAAAGGGUCACAAACUCUAAACCUUUCAACACUUCCGGUUGCUGUUGGUCUAUAUGGUUAUUGCUACUCGGGACAUGCGGUUUUUCCCAAUAUUUAUACGUCAAUGGAGAAUCCUCGUCAGUACCCAGCUGUACUUUUAGCGAGCUUUGGGAUUUGCACCGUGUUGUAUGCUGCAGUUGCUGUGAUGGGAUAUUUGAUGUACGGCAAUUCCAUACAAUCUCAGUUCACACUCAACAUGCCUCAAGAUUUGGUUGCUUCGAAGAUUGCUUUGUGGACCACGGUCGUAAACCCAUUCACAAAAUAUCCUUUUUUCCAGUUAAAUUUGUUGAUCAGUUCAUUUUGCUGA